AUGCAGCGCAAGAGGCACCAUCCGCUCGCCGGUAUUGAAGAGCCGCUGUCCGUCUCCAAACGGGCGCGCCUCACCGCAUCACAUUGCAAUGACUCGAACACAGAUACCGAAAGCGAGCCCACCUUCGCAGCCGACGAUAUUCUCUCGUCUCUUUCUGAUGAACUUCUCGUACGCAUACUGUCGUUUUUACCGACCUCGAAUCUUCUAGGGAUAGCACCCGUGUCCCGCCGUUUCUACCGCCUUUCCUCCGACUCCCAAUUAUGGCGGACACUAUACUAUCACCGAUUUGUCCUGCCUCGCGCAUUGCGAAUACCCGGGUUCCGCGACGGAUCUACUCGAGAAAGAACACGAAUAAACUACUCUGCCAGGCGAACGCUCUGGGCUGACGGUGGCUGGGGCCGAAGAUGCGGCUCCGAAGCGGCCGUAGACUGGAAGCGUCAGUACAGAUUGCGUCACAACUGGGCCAGCGGGAAUGCCUCAGUCGAAGAGCUCAAGGUCGGAGAAGCCUCCUCUUCUUUAUCGGAGCCGCGGAAGACGCUCGUGAAGGUGGUGGAAGGCAUUGCCAUAACCGCAGACGGCGUUCAUGGCCUACGGGCGUGGGAUCUCAAAACUAGAGAACCCGUUGCCCAGAUUGGGCUCAGGGACGGAACCGACGAGACAACACCGACAUGCCUGGCCGUAGACGAUCAACCUUUCGAACACAAGGAGCUCGAUGUCUCGGUCGGUUUCCUAGACGGCAGUUUUGGUGCCUGGAGGCUUGAUGUCGAAGAUGGCAGGUUUCUCCGGCGGUACAAGCACGAAAAGUCCAGUAACGGCCAGCUGGCUGAGAUCGCCUACCGCCAUCCAUUUGUCUUGACUGCAACAGAAAAAUUUCUCGUGUCUUUGUACCACUUUCAGUCGCCGGCAUCGACGCCCUCCUCAUCGUUUUCCGGACAACACAAGGAGACGACUGCUUCCGAAGAAAGUGAAACGGAUGCUGGCUCGGAAAGUGCGACUCUACAGGAAUCAGACAGCGAUAUUGAAGAGAUUCUAUAUGUCGGGGCUGCGAAGAAGAGAUCCGGUCGAGCCAGUCUGCAAGCCGCUGCCUCACUGCCUGCCCCGAUCCUGCUGACGUCUCUCAAAUCGCAUACCUCGGGAGCGCCGUUGGCCUUGUCGAUUCGUCAAAUGGCUUCGUAUGUGAUUGCAUCCAUCGCAUACACGUUCUCCACUUUGGAGGGAUGGUCUAUCGGCAUCCAGGAUCUUCAAGUCAGGUGUCAAGGCGCAGGUGGGCAGAAUUCGUCGUCGGUUGUGUCGACUCGGCUGGCCUUCACCGAACCUGUCAAGGCUCCAUGUUCAGUCUCUUCGGCGCCUUUAAAGACCCCUCAACAAUCACACGCCUCUGCGCAAAUAUCUGACGGCCCCAAGACACUCUGUUAUAACCACCCAUAUAUUCUCACCGCGAUGGCGGACAACACCUUGGUUCUACAUGUUUGUACGUCAAAUGCGACAAAGCUGAACCUUUCCCCAGGCAUCCGCCUGUGGGGCCACACGUCAGGCAUCGGCGACGCAGAAAUCACUGCCAGGGGCAAGGCCGUGAGCGUCAGCUGUCGGGGCGAAGAAAUUCGGGUCUGGGAGCUUGAAGGACGCGUCAGUGGCAAAAGCAUCGCGAUACAGCCAAAUUUGACUGCAGACGAGCCCGACGAGACGUUGCCUCGAUGGGAUGAUCGGCGAAACUGGGUGGGCUUCGAUGAUGAAAUGGUCAUCGUAUUGAAAGAAACGAAGGAUGGCAGAGAGAGCCUCGUGGUGUACGACUUCUCAUGA
This is a messenger RNA of Colletotrichum higginsianum IMI 349063, 1800 nucleotides long. RefSeq names its product F-box domain-containing protein. The transcript has a single exon. Bases 1 to 1800 code for a protein of 599 amino acids. The record is from RefSeq and is a predicted model, not a curated record. Gene Ontology annotation, molecular function: protein binding. Lineage: Eukaryota; Fungi; Ascomycota; Sordariomycetes; Glomerellales; Glomerellaceae.